CCUUUCUCCCUCAAAAAAAGUUAAUAAAAAGAUUUGUGUUCCUAAGCUCAGAGUUUCUCUUGUAAUGCAAGCCAGUGCACAUGCAGGCAUUCACUGACACCCAUCCCUGUGACACCCAUGUCAGCAAGAGGUGCUGACACACAUAUGCUGAUGUUGCUGUGCCAUGAGGAAUCAAGUCCUUGUCUCUGACCCAGGUGUUUUUUGGCACACCCAUGACACUCGGGCAAGUUAACUCGUUAGCAUUUGAGAGCAAAACUUCAGACCCUCCACAGUUCUUGACAGAAUUGUCCCCAUGUGACUAGGACAUUCCUGGGAGCCGUUCUGUUCUCCUUGUCCUCCGUCCCACCCACCUGCCUCCACCAAACUGGGAGAUGCCCGAGGGAGUGACCCCAUUCUCCUCCACCCUCAGACUUGAAGGGAAACCAAAUCAUUCUUCCCCGUCAGACUGAGGCUCUCCGGAGCUGGGUUUGCAUCCUCUGACCCCUCUGCAUACUCCUGUCUCUGCCAACGCAUGCCGCUGUGAAGGCCAGGAAAACUCAUUUCCAGCCUCCAUGAUUUUGUCCCCUCCCCCAGCUCCAGUUCUCACACACACCUACACCACAUUCUGGAGCUACACCCAGCUCUUGCCUGGGCCCUGCUUCCUACUGGACUUGGAGGCGUGUCCUCUGCUUCUUGGAGCUAAGGCAAUGAGCUGGAAGUAAGUUGAGGGGGGAGCCAGAGUGAGGAAGGAUAAAGACAGAAAAGGGAGGAGAGAACAUAAUGAUACAAAUAAACAUAAUGCUUUGAAUGCUUUCUGUAGGCCAGGUAAAGUCUGGUACUGUGUGACUAUCUCUGAUUUACAGAUGAAGAGACUGAGGGUCAGAGACAACAUGCUGAAGGUCAGAUAGAUCUUACGCUUAUGUGGUUGAGCUGGGAUUUGAACCCAGCCUGCAGCAGGCCAACGCCACUCCUUUCUCUCUUAUAAUGCCUUGCCAAGAGGGGAAGGUAGGGGACACCAAGGUUUAAGUGCUCUUCGAGGCUCUAGAAAAGGCAGCUAUUCCUUGGUGGGACCCUUUGGGCAGGUAAAAUUCUAGCCCCACCCCCUGUGAUCCAACAGAGGCCCUGGAGAUCAAAGUUCUAUGUGUCCUGGGACUUCCCUCUCAUCCCAGUCCCUGAUCAGGGGAAGAGGACAGCCCAGCCUUGGCAAGAAUGGAUAAGCACGGAGUGAAGACUCCCUUGUGGAAGAAGGAACUGGUAGAGCCGCAGGCCAGAGAGGCUGCGGCGGCGGAGGAAGAGGAGGAGGGGUUGGAGGAAGAGGAGGACGACGACGAGGACGAGGAGGAGAGGCCGCGGGAGCAGACGGCGGCCGAGGGCGAGGCGCAGGGCCGGGAGGCGGAGGGCGGCGAGGGUCGCGAGCUGGGCUCCGUGUCCUACUGCCCGCUGCGCCAGGAGUCCAGCACCCAGCAGGUGGCGCUGCUGCGGCGCGCGGACAGCGGCUUCUGGGGCUGGCUCAGCCCCUUCGUGCUGCUCGGCGGCCUGGCGGCUCCCGCGGACAGGAAGCGGAGCCUCCCGGAGCCGCCGUGCGUGCUGGAGACGCGGUGCCGGCCGCCGCGCGCCGGGGGCUGUGCGCGCUGCGAGAUCCUUUUCUGCAAGAAGUGCAGGAACCUGCACAGCCACCCGGCCUACGUGGCGCACUGCCUUCUGGAACACCCGGAUCUGCGUGAGGUGCGGGCUUCGGGGGGCGCGGGGGCCGCCGGGGGCCCCUGAGCGCCCCCACUGCCAGCCUUUGUGCCCUCCGUCCUC
Molecule: messenger RNA, 1782 nt
Organism: Leopardus geoffroyi (Geoffroy's cat)
Lineage: Eukaryota; Metazoa; Chordata; Mammalia; Carnivora; Felidae
Gene: PGBDF
Product: chromosome E1 C17orf50 homolog
Exons: 3
Coding region: 1189-1746 (185 amino acids)
Source: RefSeq, a predicted model, not a curated record